Scutellospora calospora is the source of this 282-nucleotide messenger RNA. Lineage: Eukaryota; Fungi; Glomeromycota; Glomeromycetes; Diversisporales; Gigasporaceae. The record is from the annotation of a GenBank genome assembly.
UUGCUAGACGGUAUUAAUAUUGAGCAUCCUAUUGAUAACAUUAAUGUGGAUCCUGUGACUGGAGAAAUUUAUCUUGCAGUGAUACGAAACAUAUUAGAACUUCUUACAUAUAUGAGUGAUCCAAUAAAUGCUAAAAAACCUUCAUUUAGUGUAUUUAAAGUUAGCAAUAACACUGGAGAAGAUAGGUUUUAUGGAAUUAAAUACGCAAAGGAAAAAAUAUUUGAAGAUGAUGGCACUUUGUUUCAUGCAAUUUCUGUGGCUGCUGGUGAUAGCGAUAGGAAG